AUGAAAGAGGAGGGAUUCACUCUCGAGUGUCCGAUCUGCUUUAUGUUCUACCAUGGGAGUCUGAACACGUCGAGCUGCUGCAAGAAACUCAUUUGCUCCGAGAGCUAUAUUCAAAUUUGGCCGCCAAGCAAAACGAUUUCCUGUCCAUUUUGCAACCAUGAAGGGUUCACUGUCCUGUACACGCCACUGACACCGACAGAGCUCAACUCGACCCAUUCCGUGACAAAAGAAAUGUCUCCGCGUCGAAGUAGCGCCAUUGGCAUCCCCAAAGCUAUAUAA
Molecule: messenger RNA, 279 nt
Organism: Peronospora matthiolae
Lineage: Eukaryota; Oomycota; Peronosporomycetes; Peronosporales; Peronosporaceae
Source: the annotation of a GenBank genome assembly